UAUUAUAUAAUUUAUUAUAUAUAUAACAUUUAAUGCUAAAGCAUCUCCGGAGGGACUGUUGGGACCCUGGGAAUCUUCACAUUAUCAAAUCUGGCCCUUUAAAAAUAAGUUUGGGCACAAUUUUACAGGGCUUUCGGGGUUUAUAAGACCUGGUCUAAGGAUUCAGUUGUGACAGUUAAGGUUAGAGUAACAGGUAUAGGGCAGGGAUCAAGCAAGUUUUUGUUAACAAUUGAAUAUUUGGGCCAAAACAUCAUAUCUUCAUCAGACAGAGUCUUAAAACGUCGUCAGUCAGAAACAAAAAGCCAAUUUUUCUGCCUUUAGCUAACAAUAAUGUUUAUUUAAUGAUUAAUUAAUCUGCCGGGGCCAGAUACUGAUGCUGGCGUGCCAGUUUUGGCCCGCGGGUCACAUGUUGUGGAACGAGAGGGAGAUCAUGUGACGGCAGCUUCUCUUGCUGUGUUGAGAUCGGAUGUAAGACACUCUGCUCACAGGCUACACACACACAGCGACACCUGGACGAGGGAGGCGUCACAGGCGGGUGUGGGUGUGUCUUUGAGCCGCUUCAGCUGCUCCUGCUGCCCGGAGAGAGCAGGAGGAGAGGAGUGAGGAGGGCAUCGAUGCCUCCACGUCUCCUCUCACACACCGGCCUGUGUCUCGUGUUUUCGUCAUCGGGCCUCCUGCGCUGAGAUAAUGAAAGGAUGGCCGAGCAGCGAUGCGGGAACCAAGCAGUGCUGACGGACGCUGCUGCAGCAGCGGCGAACCGCCGGGAUGAGAAGCAGCAAAAGCCGCAUCAGCGUGCGAUGAGCUCGGCGGAGGAGGCGGGAGACGAGGGCCUGUCUUUGGAGGAGAUACUGAGGCUUUACAACCAGCCCAUCAACGAGGAGCAGGCAUGGGCGGUGUGUUAUCAAUGCUGUAGGACGCUGGCGAGGGGAGACCGGAGCAGGAGAAGCUCCUCCGCCUCCACAUCCACCUCCGCUGCCGGAGCAGCAUCAUCAUCAUCAGCGGCUGUGAGGAGGAUAUCUGGACCCGGGGAUGUUCGGAUACAGAGGGAUGGAUCUGUGAGGGUGGAACAGCAGACAUGUGAAGAUACAUGCAGCCCUUGCACAACAACAGAGGUGAUUGAGUCUUUGGGCAUCAUGAUCUACAAGGCCCUGGACUUCGGGCUGAAGGAGAAUGAGGAGAGGGAGCUCAGUCCUCCUCUGGAGCACCUCAUUGACCUCAUGACUAACAUGACCGAGGCCGCAAGGGACGCUUGUCCCGACGAAGGCUACGAGGCCACAGAGGAAGAGGAUGAGGUGGAGGACGACCCCGAAAACCUCUACGAUGGCCACGGUUACAGAGAUAUCCUGAAGCUGUGUACUGCACAUCUGCCCAGUCUGUCAGACGCCCCCAGUCACUACCAGGCAGUGUGUCGGGCUCUGUACACAGAAACCAGAGAGUUGAACACUUUCCUGGAGAAGAUCAGGAGUGCCAAAGAGAACCUCCGUAAAAUGGAAGAAGAUUCAUCGGACGGGACCGGCCGUGACCUGAAUGAGUUGCAGAAUUCUGACUGGGCUCGAUUCUGGGUUCAGGUGAUGAGGGAUCUGCGUGACGGAGUAAUGCUGAAGAAGGUGCAGGAGCGUCAGUAUAACCCUCUGCCUAUUGAGUACCAGCUCACUCCCUAUGAGAUGCUCAUGGAUGACAUCAGGUCCAAGCGCUACAACCUGCGUAAAGUCAUGGUGAAUGGAGACAUCCCACCCAGAUUAAAGAAGAGCGCUCAUGAAGUCAUCCUGGAGUUCAUCAGAUCCAGACCGCCUCUCAAUCCUGUGUCGGCUCGCAAGCUGAAGCCACAGACUCAGCCUCCUCCGACUCUGCAUGAGCGAAUCCUGGAGGAAAUCAAAGCAGAGAGGAAACUGCGACCAGUGUCACCUGAUGAGGUUCGCAGGGGAAGGCUGGUAAUUCGGCCACUUAGCAUGUCUUUCAGUUUUGACACGGCAGAUGAGUUCAGUCCGUACAUGGGCAGAAGAACGUCCAGCUCUCUGUCUCUGAUCAACGGAACAUCGUCUCCCAGACUAGAACCCUGCGGAUCUCAGUCUGUGCCGCAGAGGAAGCGGCUCCUGAAGGCUCCCAGCCUCGCCGAGCUGGACAGCUCUGACUCUGAUGAUGAGGUUUUUGGGCGGAUAUCAGUCAGCAGCUCCAGUGUGGCCACAUCUCUGAUGGAUGACACGUCGCCCGAGUCUACAGUGGGGAAGAAAACUCCACCCAUGUUCCUGCCCAUCUCCUCUACACCUCAGCCUGAGAGGCGUCAGACCCCCCAGAGGAGACACUCCAUCGAGAAGGAAACCCCGACCAAUGUUCGACUGUUUCUGCCUCCGUCCAAAAAGAGUUCAAAGUCUCUGGAGGAGUUCUGCUUCCCUGUGGAGUGUCUGUCUCUGACAGUGGAGGAGGUGAUGCACAUCAGGCAGGUGCUGGUGAAGGCGGAGCUGGAGAAGUUCCAGCAGUACAAAGAAGUCUACAAUGCUAUGAAGAAAGGAAAGCUUUGUUUCUGUUGUCGAACCAAACGGUUUUCCUUUUUCACCUGGUCCUACAUCUGUCAGUUUUGCAAAAAGCCUGUGUGUUCACAGUGUUGCAAAAAAAUGCGGCUGCCGUCCAAACCUUAUUCCAGUCUGCCCAUCUACUCCAUCGGCUCAACCAACACUCUCCCCAGAGAAAGGAUAAAUGCCAUGACUGUCGUAGGGCAAGGACUCUCUGUGGCCGGAGGGCCGGGACCAUCAGAGGAGAGAGAAGCCGUGGUGACAUCACCUGCUGCCAAAAGGGCAACGACAGGACCGUCUGUGUCUGAAGAAGUCACGAAGGCUUCUGGAGCAGCAGCUGCUGAGAAACCUGAGAAAUCUGACAAAUCCUCCAGUAAUCCGCGGCGUCACAGCAUCCAGAAGACCAUGUCCAAGUUUUCCAAACAUGGCUCUUUAAAGUCUCACGAUGAACUGGAGCUUCCCUCGGAGCUGACGGAGGACUGGGCCACCAUGGAGGUGUGCGUGGACUGUAAGAAGUUCAUCUCUGACAUAAUCGCCUCCAGUAAGCACAGCCUGUCACUGGCCACCAAGAGGGCUCGUUUGAAACGCAAGACCCAGUCCUUCUACAUGUCCAGCCCUAAAGGCAGGGAGGAGUAUCGGCCGUCUGAACGGACCAUCAAUGAGAUCUGAAACUCUGGCCGCGUUCAGCUCCAAUCGCACAAUCACGAGACUCGCCCGAUGAUGACGACAACGACGACAACUGUACAUGUACCGUAUACUUCAGAGUCAGAGGAAACUGUCAAAGUGGCUGACGUGAACCUUGGUCGUAGACGGUGUGGUGUCUUCGCUGUGUCCUGGUCGUCGCGUACAGCUCCUGCAGACAACAGCCUACUGUAGAUUAUUUUUCUGUAACAACCCUUUAAUUUGUGGCUGCAGACUUAAAAAGACGAAAAAGAGCCACGAACGAGAGUGUCCGGGCGGACUGACCUCCCUCCUGUCUGCUCACUGCGAAGCAUGGUCCACCCCCACCUCACAUUCAAGUCAAUAAGCACAAGAGCAGAGAAGGACUGGUGUAUGUGCGUGUGUGUGUGUGUGUGUGCUUGACUCCCUCAGGCACUGGAGCUGCAGGAGACACAAGGCCUGCCCUGACCUUGUGUUGCUGGGUUUUAAUUAAGUUCUUUUUUCCACAUACAUUAUUUUUGUGUACAGUAAAAGCUGUAUUUUGUUGACGACUCCCCCCAUUUCACACAAGGCAAGGCUUUGUUUCACCAUAUAUGAUCCAUAUUUAGAAAUGUCACGUGUUUUAAAUGCAGAUAUAGUCAUAAAGUAAUGUAAUGUACUGACAUUACCGCCAAAUUAUGCCUCAUGUUUUCUCCCCCGUCCCACUGAUCUGUGGUGAACAAAGUGUGAUUAUUAAACCCCCAUAAAAUGUAGAUCAGACCAAAAUGGGAGGUUAAAUCAACUAGAAUCUAAUUGAUUGAUGUAGCAGUUUUUAGAUACUGUAUAUUUGAAUGAGAUGUACAGUAGUUUAAGACUUACUAUUAUGUGUCAGCCAUAUAGCCAAAUCCAUAAUUUCCCCAAAAAAGCACCUCCACGGGAUCUUUCAUUGCCCCAAAUCCUGCUGGAACAUACACAUCCAUGUCAUCUGAUAUGAUACAGCACCAUAUAUACAUGUACAUGCAUGUGUGAAACAGCUGCUAAACUGCGAUUGGUGCAACAAAGUACAAGAAUCACCUGUUUUCAACUGAGCCUGCCUGCUUAAGACAAGUGACUAAAAGCACAAGAAAAACAAAUAUGUACAAGUAUUGUCAAUCAAAUCAAGCUACAAACAUGUCCCCACCAAGUUUAGUGAAAUUUGGUACAACUUGGUAAGCCUUAGGGGGGCGCUAUAGAGCCCUGGGGCAACGCACGGGUCGAGGACUAUGACAAUAUUGCAUUUUGGCCAGCUGAGGCGGUUUCCAGAGUUUUUAUGCAUGUAAACCCCUCAAAAAUGCCACAGAAUAAUAAAAAUACUAAUUAUCUGAAGGAAAACAAUAGGUUCCUUGCACAUAUUGUCUUCAUGAUGAAUCCCAUCACAAACAGGAAGUUACUAAUGACUGACUGCACUGAAGCCCACAUAAUGACAGAUUAUCUGCUGUGUACCAUUUUUCAGUCUUUUUUUGUUUUACAUAAAAUGAAACAAGAACAUGAAAAAUAUGUUGUUGUUUUUUUUUAAUGUACAUUCAUGUUGAUACAUGUGUGAUAUAUUAUGUUCAUUUCUUUUAUUGAUUCCUGACUGGAGUUUGUAUCGUGUAACGAAACAUAAUUUUCAUGUUUUUUUUACAGAUGUAUAUAUUUUUGAAAUCCAUCUCUCAUCAUAAUAGACACACAAUCUACAGUGCUUAACAAACUUAUUAGUUUUGUUUGAAACAUUCCUAACAUUCAACCACUAAAACUAAUUUUUCUGUCCAGGAAUGCAAGUCAAAAUCUAUAAUUUGAUCUUAAUCAAGAAAUAACAAUGUGCUUUUUCCGUUUUUUUUGGAAAACAGUAAAUUUGAAAACUCAUGGAUAACAACAUUAAAAAAAUAUUAUUUCGGAAACAUUACAGAAGCAUGAUUUUCAUCAUUACCAAUGCUGUUAAUUUAGGGCAGCUGUGGCUUUUGGCUGGUGGUCUAAUACAUUUGUUAAGCACUAUAUCUCCAUGGAGUCUUUUUCUGAUUUUCCCUUCAUCGCUGGCAGGAAUAAACACCCAACCUUAAAUCCUUA
Molecule: messenger RNA, 5234 nt
Organism: Solea senegalensis (Senegalese sole)
Lineage: Eukaryota; Metazoa; Chordata; Actinopteri; Pleuronectiformes; Soleidae
Gene: spire1b
Product: spire-type actin nucleation factor 1b
Exons: 17
Coding region: 696-3179 (827 amino acids)
Biological process (GO): actin filament network formation; Golgi vesicle transport; cleavage furrow formation
Cellular component (GO): cytoplasmic vesicle membrane; cell cortex
Molecular function (GO): actin binding
Source: RefSeq, a predicted model, not a curated record